AUGACUAAUAUACCUAAAGAGAAGAUAAACAAUUUAAUCUUGAAUUACUUCAUUCAGGAAGGGUACCAAGAGGCUGCUGUAAGCUUUUCAAAGGAAUUGAAUAUGGAUGUAUUCAAGACCCUCGAAGAGUCUAAGUUUGACCGUACCAAUAGUUCUAAUGCCAAUGAUAAAUCGAUGCAAUUAAUUAAAAGAAUGAAUUCAUUGAAUAAUAAUGAAUUUACUAAUAUGGUAGAACAUUAUUUUGGAGAUGUUUCAAAUGAAGGAGUGGGAUCCUCUUCUAGUAAUAACUAUAGUAUUCAAAAUAAUAAGACUAGCUUAGUAUCAGGCUACUCCACUAUAAGUCAAAGAAAAGAAAUCAAAUUACUAAUAUUAAAGGGUUCAAUAACUGAAGCAAUUAAAAAGAUUAGUGAAUAUUUCCCUACUAUAUUAGAUACCAAUAAUUUACUACAUUUCAAGCUUUUGAGAUUGAAUUUGAUCGAAAUGAUUCGUGAUCAUAAAUUAAAUGCUAAUAUCAAAGAUGAAAGUGAUGAAAGUAUAUUUCUUAAUAGUAUAUUGACUUUUGUAAGAGAGAAUUUGAUUAAUAAAGUUUCUAAUUCAUUUAAAUUAUUGAAAGAAUUAGAGAUUACUAUGAGUUUAUUAUGUUUUAAUUUCGACCCUACUGUCCAAAAUAUAGAAGAUCAAAAGGAUUUACCUGAAGAAUUAAGGAUGUUGUUUGAUCUUUCCUUAAGAAAUCAAUGCUAUAGAUUGGUCAACAAAUCUAUAUUGAGUCUUUAUGGAAAUAAUUCUGAUAAUGCUAAUAAUGUAAAUAAUGAUGAAAAUGAUUAUAAUUUCCUUAAUCAAGAAGGUUUAGAGGAUCAAAAUGAGUAUUCAAUCAAUAAACUUGAUCAAGCAAAUAUCUCAAUAUAUAAAGGUCCUAAAUUUGUAGAAUAUGAUUUGAAUGGAUUCCUGUUCUAUAAUGCAGAUACGCUUAGUGAUGAAGUUGAAGAAGAAGGUGAUGAUGAAGAUAUUGAAGAUAUUGAUUAUGAAAUAGAGUACGAUAAAACUUUAAGUCAAUUUAUUUCGUCCAAUACUUCACCACAAGAUUUCUGGUCUGCUGAUGGGACAAAUUCUACUGGGAAUAACAAAGGUAAUAUUGAUGAUGAAUUAAGUAAAUUACAAAGUUUAAGCUUGGAAUCUAAAUUAGAACGAAUAAUUAAGCUAUGGACAAUUACAGAGCAAAGACUCCUUGAUCUAAAUAUUAUAAAACAAAAGCGUUAUUUACUUAACGAUGAAUUAUAG
Scheffersomyces amazonensis is the source of this 1278-nucleotide messenger RNA. RefSeq names its product glucose-induced degradation complex subunit. The transcript has a single exon. Lineage: Eukaryota; Fungi; Ascomycota; Pichiomycetes; Serinales; Debaryomycetaceae. Gene Ontology annotation, biological process: proteasome-mediated ubiquitin-dependent protein catabolic process. Gene Ontology annotation, molecular function: protein binding. The record is from RefSeq and is a predicted model, not a curated record. Gene Ontology annotation, cellular component: cytoplasm; nucleus. The coding region runs from base 1 to 1278 and encodes 425 amino acids.